AUGCUGAAGGCGGCGGCAGGGGCGGCCGGCCAGCGGGCGGCCGCAGGUAUGGGCUUGGGCAAGGACAUGGGCACCCAGUACGCUGCUGCCAGCCUGGCCCGGGCAGCCACGCAACAAAGAAGCCAUCCAGCGAUGAGCCCCGACACCCCUGGCCCAACCGUGGGCAGAUCCCAGGGCAGCCCAAUGGAUCCCAUGGUUGGACCCCAGGGGCCAUCGGAGGAAUGCAGUACCCACAGCAGCAGAUGCCACCUCAGUAUGGACAGACAGCAAGGCAUGAGUGGUUACUGCCAGCAGGGCCAGCAGCCUUACUACAACCAGCAGCCACAGCCUCCGCACCUCCCCCAGCAGGAGCAGUACCCGCCAUUCCAGUCCCAGCAGAGGUACCAGCCACAGCAGGACAUGUGUCAGGAAGGCUAUGGAACUAGGUCUCAACCUCCUCUGGCUCCCGGAAAACCUAACCACGAAGACUUGAACUUAAUACAACAAGAAAGACCAUCAAGUUUACCAGCUGAAGUCUUGACCUCGGAGGAUACUGCCUUUGGACUCAAGGAUCUGUCUGGCUCCACUGAUGACCUCCCCACUGGAACAGAAGGAACUUUGAGCUCAGCAGCCAGUGCAUCCAUGUCCAUGAGCAGCCAAGGAGAUCAGAGCAAUCUGGCUCAGUCACCUCUCUCUCCGCAUGCAUCUCCCCAUCUCUCCAGCAUCCCUGGGGGCCCAUCGCCUUCUCCUGUCGGCUCUCCUGUAGGAAGCAACCAGUCCCAGUCUGGCCCAAUUUCUCUUGCAAGUAUUCCAGGCAGUCAGAUACCUCUUCAGCCACCUGGGAGCCAGUCAGAAUCCAGUUCCCAUCCUGCCUUGAGCCAGUCACCUAUGCCACAGGAAAGAGGUUUUAUGGCAGGCACACAAAGAAACCCUCAGAUGUCUCAAUAUGGACCUCAACAGACAGGACCAUCCAUGUCGCCUCAUCCCUGUCCUGGAGGCCAGAUGCAUCCUGGAACCAGUAGCUUUCAGCAGAGUAACUCAAGUGGGACUUGCGGUCCACAGAUGAGCCAAUAUGGACCACAAAGUAAUUACUCCAGAAUCCCAACGUAUAGUGGGGUGCCCAGUGCAAGCUACAGCAGCCCAGGGCCCGGCACGGGCAUCAAUGCCAAGAACCAGAUGCAUGGACAAGGGCCAAGCCAGCCAUGUGGUGCUAUGUCCCUGGGAUGAAUGCCAUCAACUGCGAUGCAGAACAGACCGUUUCCUGGAAAUAUGAGCAGCAUGACCCCCAGUUCUCCUGGCAUGUCUCAGCCGGGAGGGCCAGGAAUGGGGCCACCAAUCCCAACCAUGAACUGUAAGGCACAGGAGGCAGCUGCCACAGUGAUGCAGGCCGCUGCAAACUUGGCACAAAGCAGGCUUUUAGGAAUCCAAGAUGGAAUAUGCAUUGUUCCUACGGGCUUGGUGGAAACAGCUUCACCAAGAUGCAGAGUUGAAAAUACCGCUCUUUGGAGAAAGGCGGAGACAACCAGGAGACAUGCUUUAGACAUGGAGAGGCCCUGUGGGCAACACCACGUCACAGGCCCAUGGCAGAGACACACACAGGAGAAGUUCUGCUCCAAAGUCAUCUGCAAAUAUCCACUCACUAGACAGCAUUCUGGAGAAUAUGCUAACAAAGUCCCCUCUGCCUCUGUAUCGGAACGGUCUUUUUCACAGAAAUGGUGA
Molecule: messenger RNA, 1698 nt
Organism: Camelus dromedarius (Arabian camel)
Lineage: Eukaryota; Metazoa; Chordata; Mammalia; Artiodactyla; Camelidae
Product: AT-rich interactive domain-containing protein 1B-like
Biological process (GO): positive regulation of DNA-templated transcription; chromatin remodeling; regulation of transcription by RNA polymerase II
Cellular component (GO): nBAF complex; SWI/SNF complex; nucleoplasm
Molecular function (GO): nucleosome binding
Source: RefSeq, a predicted model, not a curated record